AUAUAUAUAUAUAUAUAUAUAUAUAUACAUGUGAAAAACAAACGGAACGAUUGAUUAAGUUGACAUAAAGUUCUAAGUUGAACUUCGUUGAGCCGAUUACGUUUGCGCGCCACUGAACCGCGCACAAUACGCCCAUUUGGCUCUUGUCACUGGGUCGUUGCAGGUGAGAACUGUAGUGCGGUGCACGUGACCCACAUCGCUCAUGGGGAGUCUUCCGAAGACACUUCCGCCAUGUGUGGCUGCCCACGUGGCUUCCGUUCCCUGCAAAAAUUCGGAGGAUAACGUGUUGUCAACGAACAACUACCAAAAUGGCGCCUUGCUACCGUUUCAGGAUAGUAACCUCUUCCAACUUGAAUUCCGUUCGAGACGCCAACUUUGCUUUGGUGCUGAUGUGCGACCUGCGUAUGAGUUAAUGUUCCAUCAGCAUGGGGGUAAACAAUUACCGCUGCCUCCCGGCAGUGCCCUGGGCGUAAUAUGCCCCAAUGUUCCAAACGAAGUUGACAAGAUGCUCAAGCUUCUUAAUCUUUCCGGUAACGAGUGUAUCGAUAUUACCGCGUCAGCUACGGAUGCGCAAACCAAAACAAGGUUCGAACGAUCGUAUGCUUAUUUGCCCAGCCAUUGCAGAAUUCGUCACUUGUUUGAGUAUGUGGUUGAUUUACGCACUGUUUUAAAGAAAGCGUUUCUUAAGGUGCUAGGAGAUUACUGUCCAGAGGGGUCAUCGGACCGUCAAGUUCUUCACGAGCUUAGUUCGAUCAACCAAGAGGGGUAUCGAACUGAAGUUCUGGAAGAUCGAAUGAUGAUCUUUGAUUUACUAACGAAAUUUCCGACCUGUCAGCCUACCUUGGCAGUGUUAAUUGAGCACCUGGCGCGUCUUACACCCAGGUUCUACACUGUCGCUAACUAUUCUGAGAUGGAAAUAAAAUUCAUCUAUCGUCCUAUGGAGUUUAAGUCUCUAGGACGUUUGCUAAGGGGUCAGUGCUCUACGUUGUUCGAUCGUCUUCAACAGGUGACUUCUAGGGAUCUUGAGACGCAACUCAAUAAUAUCAACUUAGAAUCAAUCGACACAAAAACGAAUAACGAUAGCACAGUUACGUGUUACGUUCGGAAAAAUGUCCGAAAUUUCACUUUCCCUAUCAGCCCCGCCGUUCCGUUCAUAUUCGUCUGCCAUGGAACAGGAAUUGCUCCAUUUUUAGCAUACUUGCAUUUGCUCGAAGCGAAUCCCGAUAUGAUGCCUAUUGAGAGUUGGCUUUUCUAUGGCUGCCGUUACGCCCAUCGGGACGCUCUUUUUGAUGUGGAAGCGGUGCGUAAAAGCGGAUUCCGAUGUCAGUUACGUCAAUCGCGAGUAGAUCCUAUAACUGACGAUGUGGGUAAAAUUCAACGUGGUUAUGUACAGGACGGAUUAUUGCAAUAUGCUGAUGAUGUGCGAAAGCUGUUAGUUGACGAUGUCGGCGAGUUGUUGAUUUGUGGUGACUUCCAGACAAUGGCCAAGGACACGCUAUCAGUGCUGGAAAAAAUUCUCACAACACAAACGCUAGAAAAUCUACUUAAAGAAAACCGAAUAAAAUUUGAUGUUUGGACCUAAUUAGAACUGUCCUAUAAUUAGAGCUAAUUAAAUUCGGGUUAUCAAUGUAUGUACGUAUUAUUUAUUAUUGAUACAAAUAUCAUGUUACAUAAAUGUUCGUUCAUAGAAUAGAGCCAGUAG
This is a messenger RNA of Varroa destructor (honeybee mite), 1702 nucleotides long. Its product is annotated as methionine synthase reductase-like. The record is from RefSeq and is a predicted model, not a curated record. Gene Ontology annotation, molecular function: [methionine synthase] reductase (NADPH) activity; flavin adenine dinucleotide binding; FMN binding. Gene Ontology annotation, cellular component: cytosol. Gene Ontology annotation, biological process: homocysteine metabolic process. Lineage: Eukaryota; Metazoa; Arthropoda; Arachnida; Mesostigmata; Varroidae.